AGAAAAUUGAAGGCGUCUUAACGCCCCCGUUGCUCAAGUGUGAUAUUUAAAGCUCGCAUAUGAUAUUUUGGUCAGAGUCGAGCUUCAGCCACAAAAUCGUAAACUCCUUGGAUUAAUUCUCACGUUCAUUUUAAAAAUGUCAACGGUUCCGCUAAUGUAUCGCGACUGGUGGGACGAUUUGGACAGACCCAACAGACUGUUGGAUCAGUAUUUUGGCAGCGGUCUUAAUCGAGAUGAUCUUUUCUCGUCAUUUUCCAAUUUGGGUUUAAUGAGACCGCGCUCGGUGAUUGGAAACACGUCCUAUUAUCGACCCUGGAGAACCGUGGCUCGUCAGACUUCCGGAGGUGCAAGCACCAUUCAGACUGACAAAGAUAGAUUCCAGGUGAUCUUGGAUGUUCAGCAAUUCUCUCCGGAGGAGAUCACGGUGAAGACUCGGGACAAUUUUGUUAUUGUUGAGGCCAAACACGAGGAGAAGCAGGAUGAACACGGAUUUAUCAGCAGACACUUUAUCAGGAGAUACGUUCUGCCAACGACCCACGAUGUGAUGCAGAUCACCUCUAGCCUUUCCUCGGACGGUGUUUUAACAAUAUCCGCACCCCAAAAGACAGUGACACCCACUGGAACGGAAAGGCUCAUCGACAUUGUGAAAACAGGCACACCGGCAGAGAAAAAAGAAGAAAAACAAGAACAAAAGCGAGAAGAAACAAAAAUUACGACCGAAUUCACAUAAAUCUUGGAAAAAACCAAAAAUAUAUUUAUAAACUUUUUACUAUACGUACGUUUUACACAAAAAAUAAUAUUAUUAAAAUUUAUUAAACUCGAAUUAUUUUUACGCAGAAAAUUAAAGUUGCAAUGUAAUAUGUUAUGCAAUACACUGUAAUUGAAUUUUGAA
Leptopilina heterotoma is the source of this 892-nucleotide messenger RNA. Its product is annotated as protein lethal(2)essential for life-like. The record is from RefSeq and is a predicted model, not a curated record. The transcript has 4 exons. The coding region runs from base 137 to 730 and encodes 197 amino acids. Gene Ontology annotation, molecular function: structural constituent of eye lens; protein folding chaperone. Lineage: Eukaryota; Metazoa; Arthropoda; Insecta; Hymenoptera; Figitidae. Gene Ontology annotation, biological process: response to heat; protein refolding.